Messenger RNA from Diospyros lotus (date-plum), 2735 nucleotides. Its product is annotated as probable auxin efflux carrier component 1c. Gene Ontology annotation, cellular component: endoplasmic reticulum; plasma membrane. NCBI's taxonomy places the organism in Eukaryota, Viridiplantae, Streptophyta, Magnoliopsida, Ericales, Ebenaceae. Bases 627 to 2468 code for a protein of 613 amino acids. Gene Ontology annotation, biological process: auxin polar transport; auxin export across the plasma membrane. The transcript has 8 exons. The record is from RefSeq and is a predicted model, not a curated record. Gene Ontology annotation, molecular function: auxin efflux transmembrane transporter activity.
GCAGGCCAUGAGGCAAAAUGCGAAUCCAAGAAGAAAGAAAGAAAGAAAGGGGUGGGGGAAAAAGGAGAGGAGAGGGGAAGAGGAUCUUUGCAGAGGUUGAAAAGCUCAUGAAACAGGUACUUGCAGAGACAGAUACACACAAACACACACACCAUCCAGCUCCAACCAAAUUGCUUUUUCCACACUAGCUUUAUACCACCACACCAUUCGUUCAUUGAAGAUAGAGCCACUAAUCACUACAAUAUUACCCAAUUUCCAUCAAUUACACCCAUCUCCUCUAUCCCCCCAACUUUCCCUUUUUUUUUUUCUCUCUUUUUUAUUGGGUUUCUCUGUCCGUCCAUCCAUCCAUCAAAUCUAAGCACAACUCAAAACGAAGUGCAAAACAACAGACCCCAAAGGAAAAAGAAAAGGGAAAGAAAGAGAAUAUAUCUAGAAAUUAACCUCUCGCCCUUGAGGGUGUGCUUUGGAGAUAGCAAUUGCAAAAGCUUUAAUUUCUUGGGUUUACUCAACUACACAUGCUCCUCCACCAUUCCCCUAAAACCUUGUUCUUCAUCAGCAAACCCUUCUUCUUCUUCUUCAUUCGUCGGGCUUUUUGUUGAUUUGGGUAGCCCAAAACCGAGGCAAAGAUGAUAACUUUAUCCGAUUUCUACCAUGUAAUGACGGCGGUGGUUCCGCUCUACGUUGCCAUGAUCUUGGCUUAUGGGUCCGUGAAAUGGUGGAAGAUCUUCUCGCCGGACCAGUGCUCCGGCAUCAACCGCUUCGUGGCGCUCUUCGCCGUGCCGCUUCUCUCCUUCCACUUCAUCUCCACCAACGAUCCUUACACCAUGAACCUCCGCUUCAUCGCCGCGGACACGCUCCAGAAGCUCAUCGUCCUCGGAGUUUUAGCAAUAUGGACUAUGAUCAGCAAAAGAGGCUGCUUGGAAUGGACCAUUACCCUUUUCUCUCUUUCCACUCUCCCGAACACUCUCGUCAUGGGCAUUCCAUUACUCAAAGGAAUGUACGGCGAGUUUUCCGGCAGCUUGAUGGUUCAGAUUGUGGUUCUUCAGUGCAUCAUCUGGUACACUUUGAUGCUCUUCUUGUUCGAGUAUAGAGGCGCCAAGAUGCUGAUUUCGGAGCAGUUUCCAGACACUGCUGGGUCGAUUGUCUCGAUUCAUGUCGAUUCGGAUGUCAUGUCGCUGGAUGGAAGGCAGCCACUGGAGACUGAAACGGAGAUGAAAGAAGAUGGAAAGCUUCACGUCACUGUUAGAAAAUCAAACGCUUCGAGAUCGGACAUCUUCUCAAGGAGGUCUCAAGGGUUAUCUUCCACGACUCCCCGGCCUUCUAAUUUGACAAACGCAGAGAUUUACUCUUUGCAGUCGUCGAGAAACCCUACUCCGAGAGGCUCCAGUUUCAACCACACUGAUUUCUAUUCCAUGGUGGCCGGCGCCGGGGCCCGGAACUCCAACUUCGGUGCCUCGGACGCUUACGGCCUUUCGGCGUCCCGAGGGCCCACGCCGAGGCCGUCCAACUACGAGGAGGAAGGCGGCAAGCCCAGGUUCCACCACCAUGGGGUGCCGGGGAACUCGCAUUAUCCGGCCCCGAACCCCGGGAUGUUUUCGCCGCCCACAGGUUCGAAGGGGGCGGCGGCGGCGGGGAGUAGCGCGGCGAAGAAGGCUAAUGGGCAAGCGCAUCAGCCGAAGCAGGAAGACGGCGUUAGGGACCUCCACAUGUUUGUUUGGAGCUCAAGUACUUCGCCUGUUUCAGACGUGUUUGGCGGCCAUGAAUAUGGAGCUCUGGAGCAGCCUUCUAAAGACGUUAGGAUUGCUGUUUCCCCAGCAAAAGUAGAGGGUCACAGAGAGAAUCAAGAGGAGUACUUGGGGAGAGAUGAAUUCAGCUUUGGGAACAGAGGUUUGGAUCGAGAAAUGAACAGCCAUGAUCAUCAUCAUCACGGUGGAAAAGAUGGAGAUAAGAAAGCCAAAGCCAUGCCCCCAACCAGUGUGAUGACCAGGCUCAUCUUGAUCAUGGUUUGGAGGAAACUCAUUAGAAACCCAAACACUUACUCCAGCCUCAUUGGCCUCAUUUGGUCUCUAGUCUCAUUCAGGUGGCAUGUUAAGAUGCCUGCCAUAAUAGAGAAGUCCAUUUCCAUACUGUCUGAUGCAGGGCUUGGCAUGGCCAUGUUCAGUCUAGGUCUCUUCAUGGCAUUGCAGCCGAGGAUCAUAGCAUGUGGGAAUUCCGUAGCAGCCUUUGCUAUGGCUGUCAGGUUCCUCACUGGUCCAGCUGUCAUGGCUGCUGCUUCGAUUGUUGUUGGCCUACGUGGCGUCCUCUUACACGUGGCCAUCGUUCAGGCUGCUCUUCCACAAGGAAUUGUCCCCUUUGUCUUCGCCAAGGAAUACAGUGUCCAUCCUGACAUUCUCAGCACAGCGGUUAUAUUUGGGAUGCUGAUCGCAUUGCCAAUAACACUUGUGUACUACAUUUUGUUGGGGCUAUGAAAAGGGUGGUGUAGGGUUAAGUAAAGGUGUCUUGGAGCUAGCAGAAACUAAUAUCCUGGCUCAUUGGGAGAUCACAGAAGAAGAAGAAGAAGAAGAAGAAGAAGAAGAAGAAGAAGAAGAGGAGACAAGAGAAAGAGAAAAAAGGGUUUUUUAAAUGCAUGAAUAUCUGUUCUUAUUUAUUGCCUUUCCAUAGCUGAAAAAUUGUAAAAUCAAUCAUAUGGUUGUAGUCAGUUUGGUAGGAGCAGUUAAUUAUUGUAGUUUAAUCAA